Messenger RNA from Hermetia illucens (black soldier fly), 1897 nucleotides. Its product is annotated as gametogenetin-binding protein 2-like. Lineage: Eukaryota; Metazoa; Arthropoda; Insecta; Diptera; Stratiomyidae. The record is from RefSeq and is a predicted model, not a curated record. Gene Ontology annotation, cellular component: cytoplasm; nucleus. Bases 163 to 1872 code for a protein of 569 amino acids. The transcript is spliced from 5 exons.
AAACUCGUCGGCCCGAAUAAGUUUAAUGGUGGCAAGUUUUGGAUGUGCUGUCAUUGUUGGACGACGUGUUGACAUAUUGGCAAAAAUAUCGGUUUAUGAGUAAAUUUACAUCGAUUUAAGAACAGAAACGUAAAGCAGCAAGUUCGAACAUUAAUGUAAGAUAUGGCUCGUUUAACGAACUAUUAUCGAUCCGAAGAAAUUCCGUACGUGACUCUUGCACGAAGGCAACUUCCCAUAAUAGCGGGACAUGAUUUGAUGAUGUUAAUGGACCUGAACAGCAAAGGUUUGGCAAUUGACAACCCGCCAGCUCGGGGUAAGGAGCUGGACGAAUUCACACGUAAAUACAAUAUUCUAUCGCCGGACGAGUUGAAGACCUCUUUGGAAGUGAAGAGCGCCGACCUGAUCCCCAUCAUAAGUCAGACGGUGCAGUGUGUGGGGUGUCGCAGGAGCGUGGAAAGAUUGUUUUACCAAUUGAUGCUGUCCGGCCAUCACACGCUCGACCCCCUCGUGAUCAAAACGAAUGGAAUUCUGACGAUAGCGGAGGACAAGAUGAAAGUACCCAGAUUCGUUUGUACAUUGUUACGAAGGCACAACAGCACGCUAAGUGCUCUCCUCGAUAACCAGACGAAGAACAAGAAAAAUUCCAGAUGCACUUUGCACUCGCUCGACUCGUUUCGAUCAAGGCCGUUCUCCGAGACGUGGAGAGAGAUUUGGGGCUCGAUGAAGCAGCGCUGUCGCGAGGAGUUGUCUGUGAUAGAAACGAAGGAACUGCUGGAGAUUCUGGAAAAUUAUCUGAGGAAACAUAAAUUCUGUCAGGAUUGCAGGACAAAGGUUGAGAAAGCAUACACGCUUCUAGUUGACGACACAAACAGCUCCAAGGAAAAGGGCUUCGUAUCUGCUUUGUACUCAAAUAUAAAACAAUGCCGAGAGCACAAACAUAUUCACCUGUUAACAAAGGCUGAUUUUAUUGAGAGUUUGAUCAAAAGAGCGGAACCAGAAAUUAUUGGAAGUAAUCUAAUGAGACAACGAGAACGGCAUGCAAAAACAUUGGAAAUUGCUCAGGAGGAGGUGCUUACUUGCGUUGGAAUGUGUAUCUACGAACGUUUGAGAAGGAUAUACAUAAGCCUACGGGAGGAGGAGCGAGCCUGCCAAGUGCUAGCCGCUGUCGGCGUUCACGCUUUGUCACGCAGCUUUGAUACAGCUGUUGAACAGAAACAGGGUAUCAGCAAGCUGGAAUUAUUAUGUCAGGAAAUGAGUCGUGUUGAGAAGGCCAAGGAACACAAAAAAGAACAGAAGAAAUUGAAGAAGAAAAAGAAGAAGAGCGUCAAGAAGAAUCAGGAGAAUGCAUUUGAAGCGGAAACAAAGAGUGAACCCGAAGUAGAGAUUGAGGACGAACUGAAUGACUUACUGAACUGUCCGUGCAAGUCGAAUUCAAAUAAUGCUUGUUCUAAAUCCAUAGACGGGGGCUAUGCAUCUGAAAAUUCUCAAACGAACUCACGAACUGUAAGUCUACUGAAUUCGCCAGAGGGUUCGGAGGUUUCCUGUUCGGAUGGCCUUUGUAAUCACGAACAACAGUCUGGCAUAGAUAUGGCAUUGAACAACGAUACGUACAAUUUGAAUAAUUUCGAGAAACCGCACGACUGCCGACAUUAUGUGAAAAAUCAGAAUUCGACUAUGAGUCUUCAGCAAAUGUUGGACGGACUACAAGCCGACGAGGAAAAAGAGACAGACUGUUACAUUCCAGACGAAGUUGUGUUAGAAUUCAAAAAUCGUGAAAAUAAAAUCAAACAACUACGUGAGGAACUGCGGGAAAAUUUAAGACAAAAUUUCGACAAAAUGUGUAAAACAUAUGUACGUAAUUGUAACGAUUAAUAAAUAAAAUCCCGUUAUAUAUGUA